Protopterus annectens (West African lungfish) is the source of this 447-nucleotide messenger RNA. Its product is annotated as histone H2A-like. Gene Ontology annotation, molecular function: structural constituent of chromatin; DNA binding; protein heterodimerization activity. Gene Ontology annotation, cellular component: nucleosome. Lineage: Eukaryota; Metazoa; Chordata; Ceratodontiformes; Protopteridae. Bases 19 to 447 code for a protein of 142 amino acids. The record is from RefSeq and is a predicted model, not a curated record. The transcript has 2 exons.
GAGGAGUUAUUUAGCGCGAUGUCUGGACGUGGUGGAAAGACUGGCGGUAAGGCCCGUGCAAAGGCUAAGACUCGUUCAUCCCGAGCUGGACUGCAGUUCCCGGUGGGUCGUGUCCAUAGACUGCUCAGAAAGGGCAAUUACGCUGAACGGGUCGGGGCUGGAGCGCCUGUCUAUUUGGCAGCGGUACUUGAAUAUCUAACUGCAGAAAUUCUUGAAUUGGCUGGUAAUGCAGCUCGAGAUAAUAAGAAAAAUCGCAUUAUUCCUAGGCAUCUGCAAUUGGCUGUCCGAAAUGAUGAAGAGCUGAAUAAAUUGUUGGGAGGUGUCACUAUUGCACAAGGUGGAGUGCUUCCCAAUAUCCAGUCAGUCCUGCUUCCUAAGAAGAAAACGGACAGGGGGUCUGAGCAAAAAGGUUGGGGAGAGAGAAUUUCUUUCCAGCUUCCUUCUUAA